Molecule: messenger RNA, 1709 nt
Organism: Pyrus x bretschneideri (Chinese white pear)
Lineage: Eukaryota; Viridiplantae; Streptophyta; Magnoliopsida; Rosales; Rosaceae
Product: guanosine nucleotide diphosphate dissociation inhibitor At5g09550
Exons: 12
Coding region: 179-1537 (452 amino acids)
Biological process (GO): vesicle-mediated transport; protein transport; small GTPase-mediated signal transduction
Cellular component (GO): cytoplasm
Molecular function (GO): Rab GDP-dissociation inhibitor activity
Source: RefSeq, a predicted model, not a curated record
CGAGGGACGCCUGGCUUUGCUAGAGUCAGAGACCUCUUCCUUCUCCCUUGGACAUAAUUGUAGCCUCACUUGAUCUUCCUCACAAAUCAUUUUCUUCUUCUUCUUCUUCCCAUUAACCAAAUGCCCAUUUCUCUCACUCAAACAUAAAACAUCGCAGACACUCAAAUCUUUAGCAGCCAUGGAUGAAGAAUACGACGUCAUCGUCCUCGGAACCGGCCUCAAAGAGUGCAUUCUCAGCGGCCUCCUCUCAGUUGAUGGUCUCAAGGUACUGCAUAUGGAUAGGAACGACUAUUAUGGAGGAGAGUCUACCUCACUCAAUCUCAACCAGCUCUGGAAGCGAUUCAGGGGCGAGGAUAAGCCUCCAGAAACUUUGGGCUCGAGUCGAGAGUACAAUGUUGAUAUGAUCCCCAAGUUCAUGAUGGCCAACGGAGCUUUGGUUCGUGUCCUGAUUCACACUGACGUUACCAAAUAUCUGAAUUUCAAGGCUGUAGAUGGUAGUUUCGUGUAUAACAAAGGGAAGGUCCAUAAAGUGCCAGCUAAUGAUGUGGAAGCACUUAAAUCUCCACUUAUGGGAUUAUUCGAGAAGCGGAGAGCUCGAAAGUUUUUCAUUUAUGUGCAGGACUAUGACGAGAAUGAUCCAAAAUCUCAUGAAGGACUGGACCUCAACAAAGUCACAGCACGAGAGCUUAUUUCGAAGUACGGGCUAGAUGACAAUACUGUCGAUUUCAUUGGGCAUGCACUGGCUCUCCAGCAAGAUGAUAAUUACUUGGCCGAGCCAGCUAUGGAUUUUGUGAAGAGGAUGAAGUUAUAUGCAGAGUCGCUCGCACGCUUUCAAGGAGGAUCUCCUUAUAUUUAUCCCCUGUACGGUCUAGGAGAGCUCCCCCAGGCAUUUGCUCGGUUGAGUGCUGUGUAUGGUGGCACCUACAUGCUCAGCAAGCCAGAAUGCAAGGUAGAGUUUGAAAGCGGGAAGGCCAUUGGUGUGACUUCCGAAGGAGAAACUGCAAAGUGCAAAAAAGUUGUAUGUGAUCCUUCAUAUUUGCCUAACAAGGUGAAAAUAGUAGGGAAAGUUGCCCGUGCAAUAUGUAUUAUGAGUCAUCCAAUCCCAAACACCAAUGAUUCUCACUCGGUCCAGGUUAUUCUACCCCAGAAGCAACUUGGACGUAAAUCUGAUAUGUACUUGUUUUGCUGCUCCUACUCCCACAAUGUAGCUGCGAAAGGGAAAUACAUUGCCUUUGUGUUAACGGAGGCAGAGACCGAUAAUCCUCAGGUGGAACUGAAGCCUGGAACAGAUCUCCUUGGGGCCGUAGAUGAAAUCUUUUUUGACACUUACGACAGAUACGAACCUACUAACCAGGGUGAUGGGGACAAUUGUUUCAUAUCCGCGGUGAGAAUGAAUGAAUUCUUACAUCUUCAUUUGAUUAUUAUCGUAAGCUCAUACAUUUAUACUUCAAUUUGUACUCAUGACAACUCUGGUGUUGGAAUGCAUUGCAGAGUUACGACGCAACGACACACUUUGAGACUACCGUCCAAGAUGUGAUUGCCAUGUACAGCAAGAUAACUGGAAAGGCCCUUGACUUGAGUGUGGAUUUGAGUGCUGCUAGCGCCGCUGAAGAAUGAAAUUUCGGAACAAGAGCAGCUACAACACUCUGUAGUUCGUUUCAUUUCCUCUAUUUUUUUUUUUCAAAUUUCAAGCUUAUUCAUCAUCUGUU